AUGCCUCCAUUUACUCCAGAUGCGCGUAAUUUAGGUGGUAGGAACUUAAUAUCAUAAUAAAUAUGGAAUCAUUUGUAAUAGCUUAAAGAAAUAUCAUAAUAAGUUCCUUAACUUUUAAUUUCUCCACUCAAAAUUCCAAAUUCCCCUAAAUAAAGUAUAGAACUACUAAAAUGCAAAAUAAUAAAUCGGAAACAAGAUUAUCUACUCUGUCCAACUUACUUAUUAAGACGGAAAACGAUUUCUGAAAGUUUCACAUCAUUUAGUUCAAAACAAAUUUAAGAUGAAACCUAAUUACUUUUUCAAGAACCUUUAUUAAGAAGAUAGAAGAAUAUGAAAUCAUCUUAAAAGAUCUUUCCAUUCAGUACAAUUUAAUUAGGAGCACUAUAUAGAAUUAAAGCUAAGGAUAUUAAAAUUAAUAAAGAUGAUGAUCUUAUGUAAUGAAUUAUAUUUGAACUUAUUAGAUAAUGGAAGUAAAUAGAAUAAGUAGUUAUGGAAUUGAAUAACAACUUUGAUUAAAUGUUAAUUCAUAUUUAAUCAAUUAUUUUGGAUUUUGGAAUUGUUAGUACUUAACAUUAUUAGAUGCUUAUUCAAAUGAUCUUGCGUCUUAAACCUUAAAUUCCAAAAAUGGACUUACUAAAUAUAUUUAAUGAAUUGAUUAUUAAGUAAUAAUUAUAACUGUCUUGA
This is a messenger RNA of Paramecium sonneborni, 684 nucleotides long. Lineage: Eukaryota; Ciliophora; Oligohymenophorea; Peniculida; Parameciidae. The record is from the annotation of a GenBank genome assembly.